This is a messenger RNA of Aspergillus brunneoviolaceus CBS 621.78, 1915 nucleotides long. Its product is annotated as alpha-mannosyltransferase. The record is from RefSeq and is a predicted model, not a curated record. The transcript has a single exon. NCBI's taxonomy places the organism in Eukaryota, Fungi, Ascomycota, Eurotiomycetes, Eurotiales, Aspergillaceae. Gene Ontology annotation, biological process: mannan biosynthetic process. Gene Ontology annotation, molecular function: alpha-1,2-mannosyltransferase activity. Gene Ontology annotation, cellular component: Golgi apparatus. The coding region runs from base 123 to 1586 and encodes 487 amino acids.
GCGUCGAGGGCCAUGCUGUUAAACACCCUCCUCGAUCGCCCGACCGACCAACUCAACCCCUCCCCCUCCUGCCCCCUCCUGAAGAAAGCAAUGAGUGCUAUAACCUCAAGAGAACCCUAAAAAUGCCGGCGUCUCGAAUGCAACUGCGGCGGCAGAAUACAUUAAUUGCUUUGGGUCUCGUGGCCUUCUGCGUUUGGUUCUUCACCUCGCAUCGAUCGCGAAGCGGCGAACUGAUUCACAGCCAUGAGCAAUUCUGGAGAGAUUUCCACCCGCUUCUUGUGGAUAAUGCGCCAGACUGUCAGUCCCCAACACGCCUGGGAAAUGCUGAAUCUGCCGGCUUCGAUCCACAAAGCACCGAACCGCUGCCUGACUUAUUGAGGAUGCCAGCCGAGGAUAUUGCAAAGAUGAAACAAGCACACACGGCCUUCGCAAAUGCGAUCGAAAGAGCCCCUCCAAAACUCAAUUACCAGCCACACACGCGUGGACUGGUUUCAACAGCCGGCGGCCCUUAUCUUCCAGUCUUGGUGAUUUCGCUGCGCAUGCUGCGACGUACGGGCUCAACUCUGCCGAUGGAGGUAUUCCUCGCCGACUGGGAGGAAUAUGAUGGCUAUCUUUGCCAGGCUGUCCUUCCCUCGCUGAACGCGCAGUGCGUGGUUCUGUCGGAGAUCCUGGAAGCGGUGCCCGACAGCACGAACAAGAUCGAGAAAUACCAGUACAAGAUCUUCGCAAUGCUUUUCUCCUCCUUCGAAGAGAUCCUCUUCCUCGAUGCAGAUGCUUUUCCCCUAAAAAAGCCAGAGGAGUUGUUCACCGCCGACCCGUUCAAGUCCAAAGGCCUGGUCACCUGGCCCGAUUUCUGGCGUCCCACAACAUCCCCUUUGUACUAUAAGAUAUCAUCGCCCAAAGAGAGUGGAACGCACCCGGCCAACCCGACCGCUCUCCGGCAGUCGACGGAGUCCGGGGAAGUACUCGUGUCCAAGCGCACUCACCUUCGCACCCUUCUCCUCGCUGCGUACUACAACUUUUAUGGACCCAGCCAUUAUUACCCGCUUCUCUCGCAGGGCGCAGCCGGCGAAGGGGACAAAGAAACGUUCCUUGCCGCCGCCAACGCCCUCGACGAGCCUUUCUACCAGGUCAGCGAACCCAUCCGGGCCGUUGGGCGCCGGACGCCCGACGGUUUCGCGGGGUCCACCAUGGUUCAGUACAGUCCGAUGGAGGACUAUGCCCUGACGAAGAAGGGCAUUUGGAGAGUCAAGGGUGCCACUGCGCCCACGCCCAGCCCAUUCUUUGUACACGUCAACUAUCCCAAGUUCAACCCGGCCACAAUCUUCGCGGAGAACGGCGUAACCAACCCGGUGAUUGAUGAGAGAGGACAGUAUACGCUGGCAUGGACGGCGCCCGAAGAAGUGGUCGCCUCGUUCGGCGACAACGCUCAGCAAAGAUUCUGGGAAGAUAUCCAUUGGACGGCCUGCGUGCUGGAGGGCAAGACCCUAAGCUGGAAAGGCAAUACGGGGAUCUGCCAGCAGACGAGGGACUACUGGAAUAGUGUUUUUGGAAAUUCGGCUGGUAAGAUGAUGAAUCAGUCAUAAGCGAGUCACGAAAAAAAUAGAUUCGAUUGAUAGCCCCUGUGCUGGUCGCAUGUGCUAUAGCCCUUAUGAGAGUGAGCGAUAUCUUAUCUAGCGUUGCUGGGGACGUUCGGUUUGCGAAGAACAUCAUACAAGUUCCCUGUCAGCAGGUGCUCGGUUUGAAUAAAGGACUCGUCACGAAAGAUAUCUCGGGAGGACUGGCUAUCCGUCAUAUUUGUCGCAGACAAUCAUUCCACAGCCAUCGUCUGCUCCAGCAUUCGAACAGGUAAAGAAAGGCUGGGAUCAGAGCAGGGGCCUUAGGUUGUUCGACCAUGUCGAGAGCCUGUCUUUUG